AUGGACCCAAUUAUGAAUGUCUUUGAAAAGCCAGCAGUAACAAGUCGGGUGGCUCGGUGGCAGAUGUUGUUAACUGAGUAUGAUAUUACUUAUGUGACGAGAAAGGCCAUUAAGGGUAGUGCCAUGGAGUUUGAUUUCCCAGAUAUGGACAUUGACUCAGUAAGCCAAGAAAAAGGAGAUCAGAUAGGAUGGAUGAUGUUGUUUAAUGGAUCAGUCAAUGUGUGGGGAUAUGAAGUAGGGUCCGUGCUCAUAUCACCGGAAGGGAAGCAUUACCUGGUCGUGGCCAAACUUACUUUUCCUUCUACUAACAAUGUAGCCAUAUAUGAGGCAUGUGCGUUGGGUUUGCAGGCUGCCAUUGACAAGGGCAUUAAAGAAAUGGCUAUCCAAGGAGAUUCAGCUUUAGUUAUUCAUCAGUUAAAUAAAGAGUGGGAAACACAAGAUGCCAAGUUGCUACCAUAUCAAGAGUACAUCCAGGGGAUGAUUAGGGAAUUUGAUCUUGUCAGCUUUUCCCACCUACUAAGAGAAAAUAAUUUGAUUACCGAUGCACUGGCGACAUUGGCAGCUUUGAUCAAAGGGGAACUGUUCAAGGUUAGGCAUCAUAAUUCAACUCCUUAUAGACCACAGAUGAAUGGGGCAGUUAAAGCAACCAACAAGAAUAUCAAGAACAUUUUGGAGAAAAUGAUGGAGACUUAUAAAGAUUGGCACGACAAGCUUCCCUUUGCCCUGUUGGCCUAUAGAACCAUGGUUCGAACCCCUGCAGGGGCUACCCCUCUCUCUUUGGUGUAUGGAAUGGAGGUCGUGGUUCUAUUAGAGGUAGAAAUUCCUUCCUUAAGAGUCCUAAAAGAAGCAGAGUUGAUUGAGGCAAAAUGGAUACAGUCCCGGUAUAACCAGGUAAAUUUGAUUAAAGAAAAGAUAAUGGUCGCUAUAGCUCAUGGGCAGUUGUACCAAAGAAAAAUGACGAGGGCAUUCUACAAAUAG
Messenger RNA from Malania oleifera, 978 nucleotides. RefSeq lists its product as uncharacterized. Gene Ontology annotation, molecular function: RNA-DNA hybrid ribonuclease activity; nucleic acid binding. Bases 1 to 978 code for a protein of 325 amino acids. The record is from RefSeq and is a predicted model, not a curated record. Lineage: Eukaryota; Viridiplantae; Streptophyta; Magnoliopsida; Santalales; Ximeniaceae. The transcript is spliced from 2 exons.